AUGAGCGCGCCCGUGUGCCUCAUCGAGGGCGGCGCCGACGGCCUGCGCGUCACGGAGGACGGCGUUCGCCUCCUGGAAAGUCUACAUGAGCCCGUGGCAAUCGUCUGCCUGGCAGGACAAUAUCGCACGGGCAAGAGCUUCUUCCUCAACCAACUCGCUUCCCACCGUGACGACUUGCGUGCUACGUCCAAGGCCAAUGGGUUUCGGGUGGGACCUACGACGGAGUCGUGUACGAGAGGCAUCUGGCUUUGGUCACCGCAGCCUCCGGUGCGCAACCCGGCGGGGCAGCUCGUGUUGUUCCUGGACACGGAGGGCAUGGCGUCGACUGAUAACGAUGAGAGCUACGACGCCAAGAUUUUCUCGCUGGGACUGCUGCUGAGUUCACUUUUCGUGUUCAACACGAUGGGCGUGAUCGACGAAGGCGCCAUUGAUCGACUGUACCUCGUGUCUGAGCUCACCAAGCACGUGUGCGUUAGUACGCACCCGACAACGGGAUCAUCGUCGGCUAAUGGGUUUGGGAGCAACAACUCAAAUGCAGAGGAGGCGGCACUGAGUGAUGACAAGCUAGAGGAAUCACGGGCGUUGGCGCCGCACUUCCCGCCGUUCGUAUGGCUACUACGUGAUUUUUUGCUCGACAUGCAGAUCAAUGGCAACGCUCUGACUGCGAAUGAGUACCUGGAGAAGGCUUUGGAUGCGCGUGAGGUUAGCACUACAGCAUCCGAGAGCACUAGAAUGCGUCAAGUGGAGCGGAAUCGAACUCGUGCGUCCAUUCGAGUUUUGUUUGGACGUCGUGAAUGCCUUACAUUAGUUCGUCCCGUGACCGACGAGCGCGAUUUGCGUCGUGCAGCGGAGCUUCCGAAUUCGGAGCUGCGGCCAGAGUUUGUUGACCAAAUGACAGCCGUGCGAUGUCGACUACUUUCGGCCGUGACUGCUAAAGAGCUGCUGGGCAAAACCCUGGAUGGCCCUCAGGUUGCACAGCUCGUUCGCUGCUACACAGAUACAAUGAAUAGUGGCGCCGUUCCUGAUAUUAAGGCUGCGUGGGAGUAUGUGUCGGAUGCGACGUGCCAAGCUGCGCUUGCUGCAGCCAUCGAGUUGUAUGAUACUUUGAUGGAGGCCACUACUGGUAAGAAGAAGCCCCCGAAAAAGGUGAACGACGAGGGUGACUCGGAAGAUACAGACGAAGUUGAAGGGGAGACGGACGAUGGCAGUGGUGGUGCAGAUGGAGAUGAACCGAGGAUUCUGUCACAGGCCGAGUUUGAGACGAUCUACAAGGAAGCCCAGGAGCAGGCCCUCAAUCUGUUCAAGGUGCGCUCAGUGGAAGGUUCAUCACGGGCGACGUGCUAUCAGAAGCUGAAGCAGCACAUGCACACGCGACGCACUGCACUCAUUGCUCAGCUGCAGAAGCGUUCGAGUCGGUUCUGCGUGAAAGUGCUCGCCAAGCUGCGCGCAAAGUUUCUGACCCGUCCUCUGGCUGCUGGUGCGUGGGAUGCUGCUGCCAACAAGGAAGGAGCGUUCCAAGCCACGAUGGAAGUACUGGAAGAAGUUUACGAACGGAAAGCCCGCGGCCCAGCGAAGAAGAAAGCCUUCUACCAGUUUCUACGUGUCGACGCACUUGUGUUCUUCGAGGCGCUGUUUCAGCGGAUGGCUAGCAACCAUGUCCACGACCGAGCUGAAUGGGAACGCAAGCGAGAACAACUUGGACAUUUACAUGAAAACGAGAAAAUGGAUUGGAAGCAGCAACUGCAGGCCAAGAGCAUGGAGACCCAGCAGCUUCUCGAAACGAAGGCUCAUCUGGAAGAUAAGGUGGCCACGCAAGCGGAGCGAAUUUCGGAGUUACAGCACGUAUCACAGCAACAAAUCGAUGCAAUUGGUGACCUCGAGAACCAGCGUAAGGGUCUAAACGAGGACAUCGACCGAUUGCACGCUGCAGCUGCAGAGUUGACGAAGGAACUGGAGAAGACCCAACUGCGACUACAGCACAAGGAGGAAACACUUGCUAAGGUUGAAGCUGAAGCGCACACUACAAGGCAAGAGCUUACCAAGCAGGUGGAAUCGCUUCGUGCAACGCACCAAGGCGAGAAAGAGGACUGGAUACGACGUGCGGCGGAUCAGACAGCGGAGAAGUCGAUGCUGCAAAAGCAGCUCAAGCAGGCGGAUCUUGACGCUCAGCAACAGAAUCGUGAGAUGGAGUUACUAGACAAAGAGCGGCAUCAACUGCAGCAGUUGUACGAGACUGAGGUGGAGACUCGAGUACAACUCGAGAGAGACUACGAGCUACUUCGUGGUGGUAAUGAAGAGAUACAACGCAAGCUGAAGGAGAGUGCAGCGCAUCAAUUGAAGGCGAAACAAGCUGCGGAGCGGGAGCAAGCUCGGUUGGAAGCUCGGUUGAAGCGCUUCCAGAUGCAACUGGGAAGCAUUGAGGGUGAUCGUGAAGUUGAAGAAGUGCUGCAAGAUUGCGUGGCCAGUGUUGUUCGUCAAGCCGACGAGGACAGGAUAAUAACGCUGCAAGAGGAGCGGCGGAUGUUGCAGGAGCAGCUUGGUGAUCUCCACGAGAAGAUCUCCACCUUGCCAGACUUCUACGUGCGGCAGAUUUUCUGUGCACCCGAACCAGUGACGAACUUUUUCGACGCGCUGACUUCGGUUGUCGGGGAUCCCAGUAAAUGGUAA
This is a messenger RNA of Phytophthora sojae, 2667 nucleotides long. RefSeq lists its product as hypothetical. The transcript is spliced from 4 exons. Gene Ontology annotation, molecular function: GTP binding; GTPase activity. The record is from RefSeq and is a predicted model, not a curated record. Lineage: Eukaryota; Oomycota; Peronosporomycetes; Peronosporales; Peronosporaceae. Bases 1 to 2667 code for a protein of 888 amino acids.